AUGUUUGGCGUCUUCUUCUCACUUCUUCUUUUCCAUUUGGGCGAUGCUCAACAGUCACGCCUCUCGUCAACCUCAAUAUCGUCGAUGAGCCUUUCAGCGACUCGAAAAUGCGAGCCGAUCACGAUUCCAAUGUGCAAGAAUCUUGAUUACAAUAUGACAGUGUUCCCAAAUUUGCUCGGCCAUCAAACUCAGACCGAGGCUCAUCCGGCGAUUACGCAAUUCAGUCCGCUCAUCAAGGUGAAGUGCUCGGAGGACAUUCGACUAUUCCUGUGCACCGUCUAUGCGCCCGUUUGCACAGUGCUCGACAAACCCAUUCAGCCAUGCCGCGAGUUGUGUUUGUCGGCGAAAAAUGGAUGCGAGUCGCUGAUGAAAAAAUUCGGAUUCCAAUGGCCCGAUCAACUCGAUUGCAACAAGUUCCCGGUCAGCGAUUUGUGUGUGGGAAAGAACGCGUCCGACUCGUCAUCGUCCGGUUCGAGGCGCAAGUUCGAUGACUCGACGAGAUCGCCGAUGUCGAUGCGCGAUGUGAUUUUGCCGGCGCACAAAUGUCCGCUGUUCAUGCGAACGACGGGAAGCUCGCGAUUCUCGUUGCCGAUGAUCUCCGGCCGUCUGCCCGAAUGCAGUUUGCGUUGCGCUGCCGACAAUCAGGUGCCGAUGCUGUUCGACGGGCGCAUUCGUCGAAUUUUGAGGAUUUGGACGGCGGCGUGGUCGGUGGCGUGCUGUGUGUGCACACUGUUCACACUGCUCACCUUCUUUGUCGAUCUGUCGAGAUUCGCGUAUCCGGUUCGACCAAUCCUCUAUCUGGCGUUCUGCUAUCUCGCCAUUUCGAUCGUCUACAUGAUAGGAGUCGUUGGGGAGGAUCGAUUCGCAUGUGGAACUUAUGGACAAUCGCCGACUGAGCUGAUCACGCAAGGUGGUGAGAAUGUUGGAUGCAGUGCGCUGGCCGUCACCCAUUACUACUUUUUCAUGGCGAGCUGCUCGUGGUGGCUUGUUCUUUGCUUGGCCUGGUUUCUGGCGGCCAAUUUGAAAUGGGGAGCCGAGUCGAUCGCCGCCCUAUCCGCCUACUUCCACGCCGUCUGCUGGGGUCUGCCGGCUGUCCUCUCGGUUGUCGUGCUUGUGACGAAUUCGAUUGACGGCGACGUGUUCACUGGAAUCUGCUCGGUUGGAAAUCUCAAUCCGCAAGCGUUGCUCUACUUCUUCCUCAUCCCGUUGGUCGUCUCUCUUGGUCUCGGCACGGUUUUGUUGUUCUGCGGCAUCUGGUCGAUGAUCAGAAUCCGAAGCUACAUCAAAUUGCAGCACGCCGACGUUGAAAGAAACAUCAGCAAGCUCGAGAAGCUCAUGCUGCGGAUUGGCGCGUUCGCUAUCAUGUACCUUUUGCCGGCGGCAAUGAAUGCUGCGAUCAUCUGGUAUCAGGCGUCGAAUAUGCCCGCCUGGAUCGAAGGAUGGAUGCAUCAUCGAUGCGUGAGGCUGGAGGAUCGAGAAUUGUUUGGAUUCAAUUACCCGAUUGAAGAAUGCUUCCUCGAUCCGAAGGUCAACGCUCCGGAGCUCGUCGUCUUCUUGAUGAAGUAUGUCUCGCAAUUGGUCGUCGGAAUCACGUGCGCCAUUUGGGUGGUCUCCUCAAAGACAUUGUCGAGCUACCAUAAAGCAUAUCUCGCCCUCUCGUCGAGACCACUUCCGCCGGUUCCGCAUGAUCAGGUCAACCUACGAUAG
Messenger RNA from Caenorhabditis bovis, 1707 nucleotides. The record is from the annotation of a GenBank genome assembly. NCBI's taxonomy places the organism in Eukaryota, Metazoa, Nematoda, Chromadorea, Rhabditida, Rhabditidae.